CAUUUUCAGCAGCUGUGUACGUCUGUACGUGUUCGCGUGCUGUCCUAGUGUCGUGAUCACUGUACGCCAGACUCAAGGGAAAGCAGGAUGUCCGCGAUUGUCAUUUUCGCUAUUUUUCUUUUGAUAUUCUCAUUAAUCAAGUUUCUAAAUUUGACAAGCCCACCCAGACCGCCCAAAAUUGUAUGUAGCGAUCCGAAGUUCCAAGAAAUAAUAUUAAAAUAUUGCCCACUUCUGCUUGAAACCUUCAGUCCCAUCCGCUUGUGGGGUCGCAGUGGCCAUGUGCAGACCAUCAUCCAUGCAACUGUAGGACGCACCUACUGCCCAAGCAUACAAGCUCGUCGCUUUGCUGCACGGGCGGAAGAUGGAGCAACUGUCACCUGGGAUGUGUAUGAGCCAACAGCAGCUAGUCAGUUUCCAGAGGUUUACACCAUUGCCAUCUGCCCUGGCAUAGCCAACAGCAGCGAGUCUCUAUACGUCCGUUCUCUGGUGUCUCUGGCAUCAUCACAAGGCUUCCGAUGCAUUGUCUUGAACCACAUUGGUGUGCUACCGCAUGUCAAAGUCACCAGCCCCAGAGUCUUUCGAUAUGGUGAAACUGGAGACUUCCGCCUGAUGAUCACUCGUUUCCUGGAAUCAUUCCCUCAGUCCAAGCUGCUGCUUGUAGGCUUCAGUAUGGGUGGUAAUAUUGUAUCAAAGUAUCUUGGUGAAUCCAAGCCUAAGCCUGACAACAUCUUGGGCGGGGUAUCCAUAUGUCAGGGAUAUCAUGCACAGAAGACUUUGAGUGCUCUACUGGGCUGGCAGAACAUGUCUCGUCUCUACUUGUUCUCCAUGACUGAGAAUAUGCGAGGUGUCAUCAUCAGGAACCGAGAGGUGCUGCUAACUGAAGACGUGAAGCGGCGUUACGGCAUCGAUGAAAGGAAGGCGUUGACUGCUGCUACGCUGCCUGAGCUUGACGAGCAGUACACCAGGCGUGUGUUUGGAUUCCGGUCUGUGGAUGAGCUGUACAAGUGCGACAGCUCAUGCAAUUACUUGCACAACAUCAACGUGCCUAUGAUUUUCAUCAACUCGAAGGACGAUCCUUUAGUUCAUCCCUCGCUGCUGAGCAUUCCGGAAAACUUUGUUGGAGGUGGGCACCCCAACACGAUGUACAUAGAGACAGAGCACGGCGGACAUCUCGGCUUCUACGACGGGGGAUACGUCAUCCCUCAGGCGGUCACGUGGCUGGACAAGACCGUCGUGUCCGUGGUGACCGCGCUGGCCAACCUUGACACCUUCUGAAACGAACCGAAGGCUCGUGGGUUUUAGGUCGAUUUACGUUGAGUUACGAGGCAACAGACGAGGCGUUCGUUAUUAAUGACUUUUUGGCACUACUCACGACAUAAGGUUCAAGCACUAGCUUUGUAUGUUAUUGAAGAUUUCACGUUUCUGCAAACUGUUUAAAUUCUGGGGACACUUUGGAGUAAGAAGAGUAAGCGAUUGGGAAUUUCAUUUGAUGCAUGGAUCAAAUUAAAAAGUUCAUGAUAUUUCCCCAUCCAUCAUAAUAUUAUGAGAAACCCCUGGUAUGAAAGUCGUGUUUAGGUAUGAAAGUCGAGUGUCUCAUCAGGUGCCAUCUGCUUCUCGUUCAGACCUUCUGUCGCUCUCUUGAAAGCGGCUUACCGCGAGUCUUCGUGUUAUGUUCACUGGCUAGCAUUGCCAACGCAUCUCUUCUAUUCCUAUGCUUAUUCCGUAACCCUUGCUGCGGUCACUUUAUGUUAGAAAAUAAAAUAUCUAUCGAGCUCUCUCAGCGACUUCUGUCAAUAGCUUCAGGUUUUGAUUUAGUUUCUUACAGUCAAGGCUUUUACCAUCGCAAGCACGUGGCGCACACUUCGUCUUAGCGCGCAAAACCGUCACUAUGUCAAAAAUGAAUAAAUCUAUAACGGCACUGCCAUGAGUAUUGCUACCUUAUGAUCAAAUUGAACGCAUUGUUGUACCUUUUUCUAUUGUUUGUAUCUAUGCUGUGCUCGACUGCUCGGCGCUUUAAAUUUUGCUAAUUUUCCCAUUACCUGCCAUGAUUACACCAAUAAGUUUUAAUUAUGUCUUAUUCCGCUGCGGUUUAUGCUCAGAGAAACGGCUCGAUUUAGCAGAAAGUAGUUGUAAGAAUAGUUUUUGUCUUGAGCAAGUUUUUUUUUGCUAUGACUUGGAAAGUGUACAUGAGCGAUAACUAUUCAUCUGGAGAAGUGAAUAAAUAUUGUUACAAUUCAUGUUGAUCUUAGUUAAGAAUAAAUAUAACGUAUAUAAUAUAUUGUUGUUUCUCGAUUGUUUUUCGUGUCGCGCUUCUCAAUGUUGAGAGAUAUCUAACAGUUCUACUUAAUGGGUCCAUCUAUGCAUUCUAAGUUUUCCAUUUUUAUUCUUAGUUGCUUCGCCAUGUGUUUAUUUUUCUUUCUGAUAUAGAAGCUUUUCUAAUAAUGUUAGGUUGGCCGUGUUAGGAUGAGUUGACCGCUACGUUAGUAAACGCCUAACUGUCUGUGCAGGGAUGUGAAAACUUCUAUAGACGUAUUAGUCUCGAAACUACGCUUUUAUACUACGCGUAUGACGGUUUUGCAUGCCAGAGUGUAUAGUAUAAAUUCAUUUCGUACUUUCUCAACGAAUCUGCCACACGCUGAAGCUAUACGAGAAUAUAUACUGCUGUCAAACUUGCAAAAUCGUUCCGUGAAAAAUCACGUUAAACCUACAGUAAGAAUGAAGCUCGUUCCUGUGACGCACAAUCAUUACAGUAGGCAUCUUGAGUAGACGAGCAUGUAGCUUAAACUGCAAGUCUUGACUGUGAUAUAGUCUUGUGAAACGAGAUGGUAAUGGCGCUAUAAUAUUCGCUGUAAAUAAGCUUUACGUAUGAGCAUCGAGCUUUCGCCUGGCAUUCGCACCUGCGCUCAGGCUGAUUCUGGGCGUUACUAACUCUGUUAAGUUGUUGUAUUCUUCUUGUUUUUAUCUUUUAUAUUUGAUUUAUUAAUGUUGAGAUAACAUAACAACGAACUGACUAUCGUAUUAUACUGCAUUAACAAUAUAAGUCAAGCCCCGUAUCGUCUUUGUAUGCUUAUUUCAUUUUAAUGUGGUUUACAGCUUGUUAUGAUUUGAUUAUCUAUGUUUGAUUUUUAGGUUCCAUUUGUUUUAAAGGUAAUGACACUAUGAUAAUGUAUUGAUUGUUGUCUGAAGCUUUCACUAUCACGCUUACUGAGUGAAAGGAUUGCAUUUGGAUACAGUGCGCUGUAACGCUCUCUAAUCGGUCAGUUAUGUUUAGGAGCCUAUCAACUAAUUUCAUUGAUCAAAUCAUUCUGUUUUUCCCUAAUGGCUGUUCUAUAGGAGUAAUUUAAUUUACUAGUGUUUUUAUUCAGUCAAGUACUUUUUAUUUGACUAAUUUGUAAUUUUUUUGUUAUUCGAAAAUUGUAAUUAGUGAAAAUAUUUGUUGUUAAGUCAUCUUAUGCCAUUGCAUUGCAUUCGUGAGGUGAAUUAGUUCUAUUAUAAAUUUUAUAAUUAGAACGCCCGAGUUGCGAACGUGUGAAUUUUGCCCAUUAUUAUGACAUAACCUGUGUGAGCAAGACUUCAGAGUUCCACACCGUUUAGCGUUAAGAAAGAUUAUGAACUAGCGUUACGGAAUGCACCAAUAUUGUAGUGAAGCUUUCACUAGCAUGCUUAGUGAAGUGUUCGAUUUCACUGGAGAUAGUAUGUUCAUCGCUAUAGACGCUGUUGACCGCUUAGCGCAGGGAUGUCCCUCUACAGUCUACACCAACAGAGCCAGCAAAGUUCUGCAUAGCUAGUCGCCAAGAAUGUCUCAAUCUAUUAAACCUUAUAAUAAUAGAUUUGUCAGAUGGACUUCAUAAUUGCUCUCUUUUGUGUGCUCUGGAUUCGCCGGUCAUCGUUGUUUAGUUCGAUCCUUCAAGUAAUUGAAGUGCCUUUCAGCUCAUAUAUUUCAAAUAUAGCAUUUGUUUGAAAUUUUGAACGCUAAUUUGAUGCAUCUUCUUGUUCGCGUGACAUUAGGUUAUUCGAAGCAAGCUCAGCGUUAAAUUUGCGCCUUGUUUGUAUAGCGUUAAGUAUGACUGAUAGGUUGUUUGACUGUGAUAAUCAAGGACAGGUUCUUCUAAACAUUAUUGUUCUCAAUUUUUUGUACAAUAAACGUACCUAUGAGAACAUUGUAAAUGUAUAUCUGUAAGCCAUUUUUCGGUUUAUUCUAAUGCAAAAUGUUGCUCUGAACGAGUUGAGAGAAAUGUACGGAGUUAAAUAGCAUUUAAUGUGUGCCCCGCAUGGGACGGGAGCUCAUACGUGGUAGACGGUGGCGUUCAAGUGAAUUGCCAUCAACUCUGAUAACGCUCAUAUCUCAUUCGAUAUUUUGCCAUAUGUUCCAGUCUUUUCUAAACUACUUUUUUUUAGUUAUGGCUUACUAAGAACAAAAAUGUAGAGACGUGAAAAUUAAAUAUCUCCUGCCCUCAUUUAUUAACUUGCUCUUCGUGUCGUCGUGACAACGUGUUAUUUUGCCUGAACCGUGUGAUCACUAUUUUGGGGUUUGGCUAUAAAACUUUGGCUUCCAGUUAUUCAAGUAUAUAUCCUUCGAAAUUG
Molecule: messenger RNA, 4584 nt
Organism: Hyalella azteca
Lineage: Eukaryota; Metazoa; Arthropoda; Malacostraca; Amphipoda; Hyalellidae
Product: abhydrolase domain-containing protein 2
Exons: 8
Coding region: 88-1275 (395 amino acids)
Biological process (GO): acylglycerol catabolic process; steroid hormone receptor signaling pathway; sperm capacitation
Cellular component (GO): sperm flagellum; sperm plasma membrane
Molecular function (GO): monoacylglycerol lipase activity; acetylesterase activity
Source: RefSeq, a predicted model, not a curated record